UCAAGUUUAUACUGGCGCGAUUAUAAUCGUAGUUGCGUAGUUUGCGGUAGUUGGCCAACCUGCUGGUUGCACGCUGGUACAGUUCAAGAUGAAAAGUUACAAAAUUUUCAAAAAUCAAAUAUUUGUGCGGUGUUGAAUAACUGUUUGUUCAUAAGAGACGAACUUAGUAAACAAUAUAUCUUAUAUUUUCAGAUUUGUAGUAAAAGUCCUCAUUUGUGUUUCUCCGAUCAACCGUCUUAUGAUCUGCUCAUUUAGUAAUUUAUUACAUCGCUUCAUUUGAAAGUUACCAUUGGUAUUUUUCUUUUUUCAAUUCCUUAUUUUUGAUGCAAAAUUUUCCAGGUUGAAAAUGGCACCUCAGCAACUGGUUUUAAGUUGGAAGGAUCACAAUGGUGCAUUGGUGUCAGUUUUUGAGAAUCUUUUGAAAAGGAAUACUUUAGUAGAUUGUACUCUGGCUGCCGAUGGUCGAUAUUUAAAGGCCCAUAAAGUGGUGCUUUCUGCUUGCAGUUCUUAUUUUGAGUUAUUAUUUAGUCAGGAGAGUGAGAAGAAUCCAAUAGUCAUUCUCAAAGAUGUGAAAUUCCAAGAACUGGAAGCUGCUGUUAAUUUUAUGUACCGAGGAGAAGUGGAAGUUUGUGAAGAUAGAUUAGCAGCUUUUUUGGAAGUCGCAGAUUCUUUACGAAUAAAAGGGUUAGGCAGCGGUGAAAAAUCUCAAGAUGCCAGAGGAAAGUCUCCAACACCAAAGAGCUCGAAGGCUGCAGUUCCUCCGAAAGCACAUUCCAGCAGAAAGGAAGUCACCCUCACGGAAAGUGAGAAUACUGUGGAGAGUUGCAUCACCCUUGGCAGCGAUAAGAAUAGCAACGGAAGUUCUUCUCACCAUCAUCUACCGCACAGAGAAACAUCAGGAUCUUCCCCCAUUCCAUCCUCACUUGCUAUUGCGUCCUCCUUCAGCAUACCAUCAGCUUCUACCUCAUGCCCAGUUAGAGUAGAAACUGACCGUGAUAGAGACAAACUGGAGAAGAAUCAGUGCUCGUCCCCUUCUGUGUCUACCUUCCCUUCAGGAGAUACUGUGCCAUCAGAUGUGAACACUGUAAUUAAAACUGAACCUGUGACCGAUACUUAUUUGGAUGAAAAGUCGGAUGAGACGGAGAGAGACUUUGAUGAUGUGACGAUGAUGGAAGAUCAGGAAGACUGGGAUGAUCCUAACAUAGAAUCUAUGGUCUCUUGUAGUCCCUGGGUAUGUCCCACUCUAUCUUUGCCAGGCAUUGGUCUCGCAUUGUCUCUCAUUGGUCUUGAAUGUCUGAACUAUAUGGGCGAGAAGAACCCAUAA
Molecule: messenger RNA, 1324 nt
Organism: Gryllus bimaculatus (two-spotted cricket)
Lineage: Eukaryota; Metazoa; Arthropoda; Insecta; Orthoptera; Gryllidae
Source: the annotation of a GenBank genome assembly